GGCAAAAAAAAACAAAAAAAACACGAAAUCCUUCAAACCCACAGCCGUAGAAACCGAACCAUUCUCGCCCGACUCUUCUUCAUCCCUCUUCUCGCCGAGACAGAGAGAGUCCCAAAUCCUGUAAUGAAGGCAACCAAGAGGCCAAUUCAGGCCGUAGCCACAUGGGUUCGACGUCAACCCCCCAAGAUCAAGGCCUUUCUGGCCGUCGUCUCUGGAAUGGCUGCCCUUGUUUUCUUGCGCUUUGUGGUUCAUGACCACGACAAUCUUUUCGUCGCUGCCGAGGCUGUUCACGCCAUCGGAAUCUCCGUCCUCAUUUACAAACUCAUGAAAGAGAGGACUUGCGCAGGACUUUCACUAAAAUCUCAGGAACUAACGGCAAUUUUUCUAGCUGUUAGACUUUAUUGUAGUUUUGUUAUGGAAUAUGAUAUACAUACACUAUUGGAUACAGCAACUCUGGUAACGACUCUUUGGGUUAUUUAUAUGAUUCGGUUUAAGCUUAGAUCCAGCUACAUGGAAGACAAAGAUAAUUUCCCCAUUUACUAUGUGGCGGUACCCUGUGCUCUGUUAUCUUUUGUGAUCCAUCCAACAACUGUGCAUAACAUAAUUAAUAGAAUAGCAUGGGCAUUUUGUGUUUAUCUUGAAGCUGUUUCAGUACUACCUCAGCUGCGCGUCAUGCAAAAUACAAAGAUUGUUGAGCCGUUUACCGCACAUUAUGUGUUUGCCUUAGGAGUUGCAAGGUUCUUGAGUUGUGCACAUUGGGUCCUACAGGUCCUGGAUACACGUGGACGUUUGUUAACAGCAUUGGGUUAUGGAUUAUGGCCAUCCAUGGUUCUCCUAUCAGAGAUCGUUCAGACUUUCAUUCUUGCUGAUUUCUGUUAUUAUUAUGUCAAGAGUCUUGUUGGUGGACAGCUUGUUCUACGCCUUCCCUCUGGAGUGGUGUAACUUCAACAAAAAGGUGUAUGCCACACGACAGGGAAUGAGAGACCGUCUUGCUCAUCUUAGGCUCUAAUUGGGAAGGUAGGAUAUGGGUCUCAGUUGGACUAAUGGUUAUACGUGAAAUGUGAAGGAUGCACAAGUUUUCAAGACAUAGGAUAUGGUCUGUAACAGUUUUUUGUUUUCUUGUUUUUUUUUUUUUUGUUUUAUAUAACAUGGUCUUAUUUACUCUAGAUUUUCUAUCAUCAUCUUCUCUACAAAAGGUAUGAUUUUAAGAUGGAAAAUAAUAUGUAUCACGGGGUUUUGUUGCUUCCUGUUGAAGAUGAAACCAUAGUUAAGCCUAACCUGCAAUGCAUAUGGCCUGUAUUGUCUAUUUCUGCAUUUAAGAAAGGUGUAAGGGAAAUAUUUAUAUCCAAUGGAUGAAUCUUUCUGUAGGUAUCAUAAACCAA
Molecule: messenger RNA, 1382 nt
Organism: Cucumis sativus (cucumber)
Lineage: Eukaryota; Viridiplantae; Streptophyta; Magnoliopsida; Cucurbitales; Cucurbitaceae
Product: ER lumen protein-retaining receptor erd-2.2
Exons: 6
Coding region: 124-942 (272 amino acids)
Biological process (GO): protein retention in ER lumen
Cellular component (GO): membrane
Molecular function (GO): ER lumen protein retrieval receptor activity
Source: RefSeq, a predicted model, not a curated record